GCGGGCGGGCGGGCGGCGUCGGCGGCAUCGCUUGCGAGAGGGCGGGCUGGGUCAGCUGCUGCGGGCGCCCGACGCGUCUCCUGCCGCCGUCCUGCCUCCGCCACGAUGCCUGGGAUCGACAAGUUGCCCAUCGAGGAGACGCUGGAGGACAGCCCGCAGACAAGGUCUUUACUGGGUGUAUUUGAAGAAGAUGCUACAGCUAUUUCCAACUAUAUGAAUCAGUUGUAUCAAGCUAUGCAUCGGAUUUAUGACGCACAGAAUGAAUUAAGUGCAGCAACACACCUGACUUCGAAACUAUUAAAAGAAUAUGAAAAACAGCGUUUCCCACUGGGGGGUGACGAUGAAGUUAUGAGCUCUACUCUACAACAGUUCUCAAAAGUUAUAGAUGAGCUUAGCUCUUGUCAUGCGGUACUUUCAACUCAGCUUGCUGAUGCCAUGAUGUUCCCCAUUACCCAGUUUAAAGAAAGAGAUCUUAAAGUUAGUAUUUUGGUGAUCAUUGAAAAGAAUCAUUAUAGUGUGUCUGGUACAAUGGAGGUCUUCGGGGUAAAGUAUGAAGUGACAGAAGAUGUGUACACUUCCAGAAAAAAGCAACACCAGACCAUGAUGCAUUAUUUUUGUGCACUGAAUACUCUUCAGUACAAGAAGAAAAUAGCAUUGUUAGAACCUCUUCUUGGGUACAUGCAAGCUCAGAUAAGUUUCUUUAAGAUGGGUUCUGAAAACCUCAGUGAGCAACUGGAAGAAUUUUUAGCUAAUAUUGGAACAAGUGUGCAGAACGUUCGCAGGGAAAUGGACAGUGAUGUGGAGACUAUGCAGCAGACAAUAGAGGAUUUGGAAGUAGCCAGUGACCCUUUGUAUGUGCCCGACCCAGACCCCACCAAAUUUCCUGUUAAUCGGAAUUUAACCCGAAAGGCUGGAUACCUUAAUGCCAGGAAUAAAACAGGCUUGGUGUCAUCUACUUGGGAUAGACAGUUUUACUUCACGCAGGGUGGCAACUUAAUGAGCCAAGCCCGCGGAGACGUGGCAGGUGGCCUGGCCAUGGACAUAGACAACUGCUCAGUCAUGGCGGUGGACUGCGAAGACAGGCGCUACUGUUUCCAGAUCACCUCUUUCGAUGGAAAAAAAUCUUCAAUUUUGCAAGCAGAGAGUAAAAAAGACCAUGAAGAGUGGAUUUGUACAAUUAACAACAUAUCUAAACAAAUAUACUUAAGUGAAAAUCCAGAGGAAACUGCUGCGCGAGUAAAUCAGUCAGCUUUGGAAGCUGUUACCCCUUCCCCGUCUUUCCAGCAAAGACAUGAGAGCCUGCGGCCAGCAGGACAAUCUCGGCCACCAACAGCUCGAACGAGCAGUUCGGGAUCCUUAGGCUCUGAGUCCGCCAGUUUGGCUGCCCUGUCUCUAGACUCUCUCGUGGCCCCAGACACCCCGAUACAGUUUGACAUCAUCUCCCCCGUGUGUGAAGAUCAGCCUGGUCAGGCCAAGGCCUCUGGCCAGGGAGGCAGGCGUACAAAUCCAUUUGGAGAAUCUGAAGGAAGUGCAAAAUCUGAAACUGAAGAUUCUAUUCUUCAUCAGUUAUUUAUUGUCCGAUUCCUUGGUUCUAUGGAGGUGAAAUCAGAUGACCAUCCAGAUGUUGUUUAUGAAACAAUGCGCCAAAUCUUAGCUGCCCGGGCCAUCCACAACAUCUUUCGUAUGACAGAGUCACAUUUAUUAGUUACUUGUGACUGUUUAAAGUUAAUUGAUCCACAGACACAAGUCACAAGGCUUACGUUUCCUUUGCCCUAUGUAGUUUUGUAUGCUACACACCAGGAAAAUAAGAGGCUUUUUGGAUUUGUUCUGCGGACAUCGGGAGGGAGAAGCGAGAGCAGCCUGGCAUCGGUCUGCUACAUAUUUGAGUCUAACAAUGAAGGGGAGAAGAUUUGUGAUUCUGUCGGCCUGGCAAAACAGAUAGCUUUGCAUGCUGAACUGGAUCGUAGGGCAUCUGAAAAACAAAAAGAAAUAGAAAGAGUAAAAGAGAAGCAACAGAAAGAACUCAGUAAACAAAGACAGAUUGAAAAGGACUUGGAAGAACAAAGCCGGUUGAUAGCCGCUUCCAGUAGACCAAACCAAGCCAGCAGUGAAGGGCAGUUUGUUGUCCUUAGCAGUAGCCAGUCAGAAGAGAGCGACUUAGGAGAAGAAGGAAAGAAGAGAGAGUCAGAAGCAUAAACUUUUCUUUGGUUUUUUGAUUGCGCCCCCUCCCUUUUCUUUGGUGAAAUGGCACAAGGUAACAACUAUGUUGAAAUAACACAGUGUGUAUUUGCUUGUUUUAGCUUCAUUAAAAAAUAAGGUUGAUUGGAAAAAAUAAGAUUGAAUUUUAUGACUUAGGCUUACAUUCUUUUUUUCCUUAAAAAUAAUGUAACAUACAUUAACGUUAAAUGUCACAUAACUGCUUAUUUCCCUGACUACAUUGCUAAGGCAUAUAGCUUUGCUGAAACAUUUUUUCCUUAAAUUGCCAAUGUUUUCUUUUGUAUUGUAAUUGGCCAACCCUAUAAGAAAACAUUUAUUCUGCGGAUUCAGAUAUUCACGGGUGUGUACCCUCCCUUCCAUUAGGAAUAUUUUGCUUGUAGUGAGGAAGCUUUCAAUUGAACAAGUUUAAAACUCCUUCUACAGAGAAUUCUACAGGUUUGCAAAUACUUCAACAAUAUGAAAUGUGCAAUAGGAUUUGUAUAAAGCCAUUAGGACAGACUUUAGAUUCAAGGUUUCUAGUUGUGGCAGGUGGCGCUAUAGAUUCCUACGCACUUUGUUGGAUUGCUUACAUUUCUCUGCCGUACUGUAUCUGAUGCCAGAGGAAAUAAGCUUAAGUGUCUUCAAUUCAAGAUUGAUACAGGGCUUGGCAUUAUAUUACCAUAUUCUUAGUUCUCAGGUUGGGACUUCAGUUAUUGCUACAGAGCAGUAAUGGGUUAAAAGAAGAUUUUGAAAUUCAUUAAAAUGAUUUUUUGUUAUGCAAGUACAUUUUAGAUGAUGUGUAAAGAUGUUACAGGAUAAUACAGUGUAUUUUCUGCAUUGUAUGAAAUUUUAUUGAUAACCAAAUAAUAUUUCAAAAGAAAUUCUAUUAACAGUUAUGUUACUGCUUAAAGUAAAAUUCUCAGAGUUUAGUUUAAAAAAUAUAAUCUUUUAAAUUUUAGACUUCCCAGUAUUUUCAUAAUCCUAUGUUUUGAUAAAGUACUACAUUAUCACUUUAUAUCCACAAAGGCAAAUAACUAGUUUAUGAGCAUAAAAUAAUUUGCACUAAUUAUUGUAAAUACUUGUACUUUACAAAUAAGUAAAAGGUCUAAUUCCAUGAAAGAUUGAAAAGGAAUUGAGGGGGCUGGGGAGAUGGCUCAGUGGAAUAAGCGCUUCCCUGGCAAGUGCAAGGGCCUGAGUUCAAUCCCUGGUUCUGCCAAAAAAAAAAAAAAAAAAAGGGAAUUGAAUGCCUAGUAUAGUUUAGAAGUUGACCGAAGAAAGAUUUUUAGCCUGGCGCUAAGGUUAAAGUGACAUUUCUAUACCGCUUCUGUAUCUAUACUGAUUUCUUUUUUCUUUACUCAGAUUUUAAACAUGGCUGAUAGAAGUUAUGCUCAUGUUUCCACAUGAGAAAGUUUCCACUUGAAAUAAUUGAGUAAAAUAUUUUACAGAACUAAACAUUUACAAUUCAUAAGUCUGAUUUUAUAAGGGAAAAUGUUUAUGUUUUUUGAUAGGUAGUUCUAUGUCUGAAUUGGAAAUGGCAUCUUCGUUCCUAAAAUAUGACUCAGCUGUUUUCACACUUUGUAUGUACAUUACUUUCUGUAGGAAUGGGAUAAUUAUAUAUAGGAUCGUAUAUUCUUUUUAUCUGUGUGCCAAAUGGCCAUAAUGAUUAUUUAAUAUUCUUCCAAGCCUUAUGUUACCAAAACAUAUAAUACACAUGUAGAAAUUUGUGGAAUACUCAAUUAAAGUUUAUUUUGUGCAUACUAAAGGGAUGCUUUCUCUAUAGUGUAUUAUUCCUUUGUGUUGAAGUUAAAAUUUCUCUUGUGGUCAGCCCUUGAUUAGGCACAGCAAGUCCUGCUUUGAAGACUUUUUUUCAGAUUGGUGGUGCUUCUGUUUGGUCCAUUAAGUUGUUUCCUUAUGUAAGUUGGCACCUCACUUAGUUCAGAGGAAAUCUGUUGGUCCCCAAGGAAGGUGGCUCAUCGUUAAGGGGUGUCUUACUUGGCUGGUUCCUUGCAUGGUAACAGUUUUGGUGUCCUUGGUUAGCAUCCUGGGUCAAAGUAUUGGCUGGAGUUCAGAGUUGUUGCAGACGGGGGAUGCUAGACAGACUUGUAAGUCCUUUUAAGUCACAUUUUGUAGAAAUUCUCAUACAUCCAUAUUUUUGGGUCAAACCAAAAUGCAUUCCAAUGCCAAAUAGAAGUAUGAGUGGACUCAGUUUCUGUUCUAGUCCUAUUAAACUGUAUUCCAUUACUGCAGAUUUGUAAGCAUCAACUUUAAGAAGCUCUCCCUUUUGUUGAUAGAAGGUUGCUUAUGGCUUUCUUAUUGUUAAAGCUGAUCUCGUACUGUUACAUCCUCUUGUGAAAGCCCUUCUAGCUCUGGGAUACUUAGAUACUGAUUGUAUUGCACUUGCUGAUUUUUGGAGAUCAACAAAACUGUUCUUUUUUUUUAAGAGCAGAAAUUAAGCCCACCUAAUUGUACUGUGCAUUCUGCUACAUAUAUGAACAGUACAUUUGUAACUGGUAACAGUAGAUAGGAAAUCAGUUAUUCGUGCAUCUUUUUAGAAUUUUAAAAACUUAUUGGG
Messenger RNA from Octodon degus (degu), 4768 nucleotides. It is a transcript of the gene Appl1, whose product is annotated as adaptor protein, phosphotyrosine interacting with PH domain and leucine zipper 1. Gene Ontology annotation, biological process: signaling. NCBI's taxonomy places the organism in Eukaryota, Metazoa, Chordata, Mammalia, Rodentia, Octodontidae. The transcript is spliced from 21 exons. Gene Ontology annotation, cellular component: cytoplasm; endosome membrane. Bases 106 to 2196 code for a protein of 696 amino acids. The record is from RefSeq and is a predicted model, not a curated record. Gene Ontology annotation, molecular function: protein binding.